This is a messenger RNA of Folsomia candida, 1750 nucleotides long. RefSeq names its product E3 ubiquitin-protein ligase CHIP (gene STUB1). The transcript is spliced from 8 exons. Gene Ontology annotation, biological process: protein quality control for misfolded or incompletely synthesized proteins; proteasome-mediated ubiquitin-dependent protein catabolic process; positive regulation of proteolysis. Lineage: Eukaryota; Metazoa; Arthropoda; Collembola; Entomobryomorpha; Isotomidae. Gene Ontology annotation, cellular component: Z disc; cytoplasm. The record is from RefSeq and is a predicted model, not a curated record. Gene Ontology annotation, molecular function: protein-folding chaperone binding; ubiquitin protein ligase activity. The coding region runs from base 257 to 1144 and encodes 295 amino acids.
UCCAAGUGAUGAAAUAAGUCUGAAGUUGAAAGUUGCUGCUGCUGCUGCUGAUUUGCUGAUUUCGCUCUCCUCCUGUGAAACUACACCUUUAUUUGGUUUAAUUAAUUGAGGUUUAAAUAAUCAAGUCCAGAUAAUUUCCAGUGUGACCUUUACGUUUGACCUUUGUCAAGUACCAAUCCCAUCUACGUACUUAGUAAAGGUCCCUUUCGUAUUUACGUUUUGACCACGGGUCAGCUUAACCAUAGGUAAUAUUCAUAUGUCUCGCUCCCAGAACACGAAACGGCAUCAUGUCAGCGUUACAGAUACGGAGCUCAAGGAAAAAGGGAAUCGGUACUUUUCCGAGAGAAAGUACGAAGAAGCAAUCAGGUGCUACUCUCAAGCAAUACAAAAGAAUCCAUCGAAUCCAAUUUACUACACCAACAGAGCCUUGAGUGGAUUGAGGCUCAGCAGAUUUCAAGAUGUAGCUGCAGAUUGUAGAUCGGCUCUGGAAUUGGAACCAAACAUGGUCAAAGCUCACUUUUACUUGGGUCAAGCUCUCUGCGGUCUGGAUAUGUUGGACGAUGGAGUGAAACACCUCCAGCGUACCGUGGACCUUGCAAAAGAACAAAGACUGAACUAUGGAGACGACAUGACACAAGUUUUGCGACACUGGAGAAAGCGUCGAUUUUCUAUCCAAGAAGAGAAACGGCUUGCGGAGGAAAUCGAGUUGCAGACAUAUUUGUCUCGAUUGAUUAGAGAGGACAGAGAGCGUCAAAUUGACGAAUUCAAGGCUCAGCAAGCUGCUAAAGGCGACUCUGAUGAAACGGAGCUGAACGCAAAAAUUGCUUCUGUAGAGAAGUUCUCCGAUAAUUGCAUGAACGAGAUGAACAACUUAUUCGCAAAAGUUGAUGAUAGACGAAGGAAGCGUGAAGUCCCCGAUUACUUGUGUGGCAAAAUCUCUUUCGAAAUACUUCGGGAUCCCGUCAUUACACCAAGCGGAAUCACAUACGAGCGUAAAGAUCUUGAAGAGCAUUUGAUGCGAGUUGGUCAUUUCGACCCGAUUACACGAGUCACUCUAACCUCCGACCAGCUCAUGCCAAACUACGCAAUGAAGGAGGUUGUGGAUGCUUUCGUCACAGAAAACGAAUGGGCCUUAGACAUUUAACCUACAUGCAGGUUAAUAAAUAAUAAUAAUGCUAAAACAAACCUCCCUAAAAAAAGUCAUACGAACCAUGGAACAAGUCACAGCACACGAUAUAUCAAUUAAAUCUAGAGAAUAAUGCUACUAUUAUAACUCGACAUCAAUAUUUGUAGAAUAGCAUAGCAAAAUAUACAGUCAGGUUUACUUUGUAAGAGAAAUUUGUUAUUCAAAAAUCUAUCCUAUUGUUUUACACUUAAUAUAUAAUUGACAACCUUUUUCUAAUUGCUAUUAUACACAGAUACUUUAAAAACUUUGAAUAGAAAAAAUAUUGAAAAUCAAUUCCCUAAUAUCAACAAAUAUUCAUAUAAAUUAUAUUUACUCUACUACCUGUAUUAAUGUUUGAUGAUCUCUCUAUAUACUUGCUUAAUGAAUGAAUGGAUUAAGUAUGUCCAGGAUUAAUUAUUACCCUACUUUGACUAAUUUAGUAAUACUUAACAAUUAUAUAUUUUUGGUCGAGAAGACUAUAUAUUUUAUGAACCGAUGCCCUAAAAUGUGUCCUACACAUUUUGAGUUAUACAUAAACUUUGUUGUGAAAUGCUCACAUGAAUAAAAAGUAUAUAAUAUUGUUAA